Messenger RNA from Trematosphaeria pertusa, 2286 nucleotides. RefSeq lists its product as uncharacterized. Gene Ontology annotation, cellular component: endoplasmic reticulum. Gene Ontology annotation, biological process: GPI anchor biosynthetic process. The transcript is spliced from 2 exons. Lineage: Eukaryota; Fungi; Ascomycota; Dothideomycetes; Pleosporales; Trematosphaeriaceae. The coding region runs from base 135 to 2180 and encodes 681 amino acids. The record is from RefSeq and is a predicted model, not a curated record.
CUCUAACGUUGAACAUGCGGCACCCCUUUGCGCAUUACGCAACCACCCGCUAUCGCGACGCGUAGCCACGUUUCCAAAAGCCGUUUGCUUAGAAAAAUGCUGCGCGAACAGCUUUUCCUCCAGAGCAACCCACGAUGACGGCGUUCGACGACUAUGGCAUGCCCGUCGGCGCAUAUUCCGAGCCGGAAAGCCUUACCCACCAGGCAUGGAGAGUCGCUCGCGCUUUCGCGGUGUAUAGGGUAAAACCUGCGGUUGAGAAGAGGAUAAGAGGCCUAAGGCAAAGAGAAUGGAGUUGGAGAAGGAUAUUGAGCUUGGUGAGAGUGCUGGUGCUGGUUUGGUGGGUGAUGCUGUAUUUGGGGGAGCGGAGGCACUUCACGAAGGCUGUGGACGAAUGUCGGUGGGAGAAGUGGGAGACUUGGGACAGCAACGCGAACCCCCAUCGACUCGUCUUCGUCGCAGAUCCCCAGCUCGUCGACCCGCACACCUACCCUGGCCGGCCGUGGCCUCUAAACACUCUCACCGUCAAAUUCACGGAUCAAUACCUCCGCCGAACCUAUUCCCGCGUCCAGAAAGUGCUUUAUCCCGACAGCGUCGUCUUUCUAGGUGAUCUAUUCGACGGCGGCCGGGAAUGGUCGACGCGUACGACCAAAAGCCCCGAGGAGCAGUACAGGAAAUACGGUGACAAUUUCUGGUUAAACGAGUACAAUCGCUUCGGUGGUAUAUUCUUUGGACACUGGGCAGACGGCGGUCUAGAGCCCAGGCCUGGGCAACCAGGACGCAAAAUAAUAAGUAGCUUGCCUGGGAAUCAUGAUCUAGGUUUUGGAAAGGGCAUACAGGCAAGUGUGCGCAAGAGGUUCAACGCUUACUUUGGAGACGGGAAUAGAGUCGAUAUCCUGGGCAACCACACCUUCGUUUCAAUUGACAGCGUCUCAUUGAGUGCGCUGGGUCAGGACAGUCCCCAGACGGUCGAAGAGCUAUGGCGGCCGACGGUGGACUUUUUGGAGAAUGCGAAGAAGCAGAAGAGGAGGGUUGUGCAAAGAGAAUUGAGGAAACAGAAGGGGUUGCAUCCGUAUCCCGGCUUCGAGCACAAAAUCGUGGAAGGUGGCGAUUUAGCGAACGCGCAAUUGCCGCAUUCGAACGACGACGUCACCGAGUUUCCCACGAUUCUGCUGACACACGUUCCGCUCUAUCGCGCGCCGGGUACACCAUGCGGGCCUCUAAGGGAACAUUGGCCACCUACACCAGUGGGCAAAGGCCAGGAGCCGCUGGAGAAGGAUGACAGGAACGCGAUCGCUGUAAGAGGGGGAUACCAGUACCAGAACGUCCUUAACCGCGAGAUCACGGCGGAUCUUACAGAGAAGAUCGGCGAGAUACGAUAUGCCUUCUCUGGCGACGACCACGAUUACUGCGAAGUAGUGCAUCGGGGAUACGCUUCAGCAGGGGGCGGGAUAAGAGAAGUUACUGUCAAGUCGCUAUCCUGGGCCAUGGGUGUACGCCAUCCGGGGUUCGUGAUGCUGAGCAUGUGGAACCCCGUCGAUGAGUUGGGGAAUCCGAUAUCAGGGGACGCAACUUCCACGCUACAGGCUCAUCUUUGCCUCAUGCCAGACCAACUGGGUAUCUUCAUCCGCUACGCUUCCUUUUUCGGCGUCACCUUCCUCGCACUCGUGAUUCGAGCCGCGCUCGUCACGGCCGGCAAAGUCAAGCCCGCGACUCAGUUCUUCGAGUCUCCUCUCCUACCCACCUCGAACGAACCCCUACCAGCUAUAAAUGCCUCCUCCGCCGAGCAUGAGAAAGCCGAACUCACCUCCCGGCCUCGGGAAGAUAACUAUAAUCCUACGCAUUCCUCUGAUUCCUCAACAUCCUCGGAGCGUGCAAACCUUCAAGUGCGCAAUGCACAAGCUCGCACGCGGAGCGUCUCUCCUAGCAGCUACUGUUUACCAGCUCAGCAGUCUAAAUACACAUACCCGCUGAUACAGCAUGCGGGAUACUAUGGUCCCUCGGAGGAAGAGGAAGAAGAGAGAAGGCAGGCUCAGUCCAGAGACUGGGGCAACGUGAAUACCAAGAAGACGAAGCCGAAAAGGAAAGGCAUGGCAUUAUUUUGGCAGGAGCUGAGGAAUACCAUAGCAGCGGUUGCAGUGCAGGUUUUCGUUUGGUACUUUUGGUUGAUCUGGCGUUGGUAGUAGUUUAGCAUUGGGAAGGGGUAUUGGAGUUGAGCAUACGGCGCCCACAUAGGCCGGCUUGGUCUGCAUUGUAUCAUUAGCGUAGGAGCAAUAUGCAUUAUCCGUG